This is a messenger RNA of Neohortaea acidophila, 1722 nucleotides long. RefSeq lists its product as uncharacterized. The coding region runs from base 1 to 1722 and encodes 573 amino acids. Lineage: Eukaryota; Fungi; Ascomycota; Dothideomycetes; Mycosphaerellales; Teratosphaeriaceae. Gene Ontology annotation, biological process: DNA-templated transcription; positive regulation of transcription from RNA polymerase II promoter by galactose. The transcript has 4 exons. Gene Ontology annotation, cellular component: nucleus. The record is from RefSeq and is a predicted model, not a curated record. Gene Ontology annotation, molecular function: zinc ion binding; DNA-binding transcription factor activity, RNA polymerase II-specific; RNA polymerase II cis-regulatory region sequence-specific DNA binding.
AUGGAACCUCCGCGUAAACGACCACGUGCCGCCCGAGCGUGCGAGUGGUGCCGUGCAAAGAAGUACAGGUGCAACGAGCUCGACCCGUGCUCCCGAUGCAUUCGAGCCGGACUGGCUUGUGUCUACAAAGAUGCCGAUUCUUUUCGACAACGACUGACAUCGGAAGCUCCGGCUCGUCCACUCGACUUGCCUGCUGAGCCCGUCCCUCAGCCUGUCACCACCACGGCCACACAACCCGAUAUUGUCGGCUUACACCGCAGCGUCGACGAUCAAACUGGCGAGGUUGUCGAAAUCAAUCCUCAUACCCAGAGUGCGGAAUUCCAUGGCAAAACGAGUAGUCUCGCCUUUCUCUCCUCCCUUCUCCUCCCCUCUGGCGCAUCGGGAUCGAAAGACCUCCGGCCACAAGCACUAGUCUCUACCCUCCACAACGACAGCUUCUCACCCCAGGCUGGCUUAGACGACGGAGACCUGACCUUACAAGACACCAAAUUCUUCUUCCGGCAGAGUCAGCGCUUCCUCGAAGGCUUCUUCCAGAACAUCCACUUCAUCCACCCCUUCAUCGACCAAUCCGCCUUUUACGCGCGCUGCGAAUCGCUAUGGUUCGGCAACGAGCAGCAGACCCGCGGCUUCCUCGCCCUCUACUUCGCCGUCAUGUCCCUUGGGGCAUUGACACGGGAAUGGAGCGAGGACCGCAUUGAUGGCCUGACGCGAUGGGACUGGUCGCGCAAACUCUUCCGCCUUGCAUCCCUCGCCCUCGGAACCUUGCCGCUCCAGAUCGACUUGGAGACGGUGCAGGCAAGCAUCAUCAUGGCGAAGGUGUGUCAGAAUGAGCUCAAUCCGUCCUUUGCAUAUGCGUACCUCGGCCAAGCCGUGCGAACCUCUCUCUCCGCCGGCUACAAUCGCAAUUCCGACUCGAACAUGGCCAUCCGCAAGACUUGGUGGGCGUUGUACUCGGUUGAGAUUGAAAUGAGCUUUUCCCUUGGCCGUCCGGACUCGUUGGGCGCAGACUUCUACCACAACUGCGCUCUACCGCCUAUUGAGCAUAACGAAACGGCUGUGAUCACUCCCAUGGUCGACCUGGCGAGGAUCAUCCGGAAAGUUGCAGGUUGCGUUUACCAGAAAGAAAUCACUAUUGAUCAGCGGAUGGAUCUUGCUUCGCAACUCGCAGCAGAGCUGGACUCCUGGAUCACCGGCCUGCCGGAGGCAAUCAAGCCUCGUCUCGAUGAACCCACCGAAGAUCUAGGUGUUCAGAAGGAUCCAAUGUGGGCAAAAAAGCAGCGGCAUACCCUAAGAUUUCGAUACUACAACAUUACCAUGGUGCUGUACCGUCCCUUUCUCCAAUACACCACGCACUAUUCAGGAUCAAGCGAGAGUCUGGAACAAGCGCUGUCGAAAUGUGUAGCCGCCGCUCGAAGCACAAUACGGCUGAUGCAUCACAUGUACUCCACUGCUUCGUACUUCAAAACCUGGUUCUACAACGUGACAUACCUACUCUACGCAGCCUCCAUCAUCCUCGCCUAUCGCACGCGACUGGCACCUAGGGAUGCAAGGGCGGAGCUGCUGCAGCUGAUUCGAAUGAGUGUCAAGAUUCUCCGUGCAAUGGACGAGAACAUCGUGGCCAAGAAAGCUGCCGACCUGCUACAAGCUGCGUCUGACCAGGUUCGGGGCCAUAUGAUGCCGCGACUCCUCUGGUCUCCGGUGACCUGCUGCUGGAGCCGCUGA